Molecule: messenger RNA, 1572 nt
Organism: Oryza sativa Japonica Group (Japanese rice)
Lineage: Eukaryota; Viridiplantae; Streptophyta; Magnoliopsida; Poales; Poaceae
Product: haloacid dehalogenase-like hydrolase domain-containing protein At4g39970
Molecular function (GO): hydrolase activity
Source: RefSeq, a predicted model, not a curated record
AACGCGAAAAGCCCAAAAAAAAAACCGAUAAGCACCCAUUCUCGAGCCAAUCGCGCCUAUUCCACUCCACUCCACCCGCCCACGAUCACCGAUGGCUUCUUCCACCUCUCUCCUCCUCCCCACCGCCGCCGCCGCCGCUCGCCGCAGCCCCUCCGGCCACCGCGCCCCCCCUUCCGCCGUGCUGUCCCCCCCGCGCCGCCUCGCCACCCUCCGCUGCCUGGGCUAUGCGCGGCGGCGAGCGCAGGCCCGGCACGUCGUCGCGUGCGCCUCGGCUGCCUCCGCGGGGUCGCUCGACGCCCUCAUCUUCGACUGCGACGGCGUCAUCCUCGAGUCGGAGCACCUCCACCGGCAGGCGUACAACGACGCCUUCGCGCAUUUCGGGGUGAGCUGCGAGCCCGCCUCCGCCGCCGCCACCGACGCGCCGCUGUACUGGGACGAGGCCUUCUACGACGACCUCCAGAACCGGAUCGGCGGCGGGAAGCCCAAGAUGCGGUGGUACUUUGGGGAGAAUGGGUGGCCUACUUCAAAGAUCUUUGAAACACCACCUUCAAGCGACUCUGAUAAGGAGAAGCUAGUUGACAUCAUUCAGGACUGGAAAACAGAAAGAUACAAAGAAAUACUAAAAUCUGGAACAGUGAAGCCAAGACCUGGUGUUUUGCGACUGAUGGAUGAAGUAAAGGGUGCGGGUAUCAAGCUAGCUGUUUGCUCUGCUGCGACUAAAAGUUCGGUGAUUAUGUGUCUUGAAAACCUCAUCGGACUUGAACGGUUUAAUGGCCUUGAUUGCUUCCUUGCUGGUGAUGAUGUUAAACUAAAGAAGCCUGAUCCAUCAAUAUAUAUUACAGCAGCAGAGAAAUUAGGUGUGCAAAGCCAGAACUGCCUUGUAGUGGAGGACAGUGUUAUUGGACUACAAGCAGCAAAAGGAGCAGGAAUGUCAUGUAUAAUAACAUAUACUCCUUCGACUGCUAACCAAGAUUUCUCGGAUGCAAUUGCCACCUAUCCUGAUCUCAGUAAUGUGGGGCUUGAGGACCUCAAGUUGUUGCUCCAAAAAUCUCUUGUUACUGGAUAGCGAAGUGCUUUUGUCCAAAAAAUAAUUGACAAAUUUAUGUAUGCAUUGUUAUCCACAAAGUUCACGUCUAGAUUCAAGCUAGAAUAUAUCUUGUUUCAGCCUCUUGGUGUCUUCAAGAUCAACCAAAUGUUGGACAGCGAAGAUGCUGAUACAUUCUUUGAGAAUUUCUGUACAGUGUUGUAAGAAGGAAAAGCCAACCAAUCACCCCAAAAAAAAAAAAACUUUCAGCUGGAGUUACAGGUGGAACAUGCAGCUGGUGAAUCCAAGCAGUCAUAUUGUUGACUGGUUUGCGUUUGGCACGGAAAUAAGUAUAAUUUGACUCUUUGAUAUUCUGUAGAAGUGCAGAUAGUGUUGUACAUAUGGAAACUCUGGGUACAUUGUUGGAAAACUGCUGGAAACCGUUGUCAAGAAGGGAAAUACAUGAUCAUCUGUUGCAACACACAUAUACUUGCUUGUAUAGAAAAUGUUCCUUUCGUUGCUUAAUUAUGCAGUCUAUUUUGCUCCCC